Molecule: messenger RNA, 1459 nt
Organism: Anopheles arabiensis
Lineage: Eukaryota; Metazoa; Arthropoda; Insecta; Diptera; Culicidae
Exons: 2
Coding region: 188-1333 (381 amino acids)
Source: RefSeq, a predicted model, not a curated record
ACGGAUGCACCCAGUCAGUGUCUGCUAGGCUGUCGGAUCUAGUCGACUAGGCUAGGGGUUGCAAAAAAUCAAACGGAAAAAGCGCAGCGUGCAGUUCAAGUGACGAAAUCAGUGGAAGAAGUGUAUCGAUUUGGUGCCACAUUCUUCUAGGAUUUUCUACAAACCCAAAGGCCUAACAUCAUCAGCGAUGGGUCAUCUGAGCACCGUUGUGGUAGCGCUGCUGGGCGCGUUUGCCGUCUGCCGUGCGGCGCCCGCCGCAAUUCUGCAGCCCGCCGCCCAGUACUACCUGAUACAGCAGCAGCCGGCGACGCUCAAGAUUCAGCCGCAUCUCAUUCAACCGAUCCAGCAGCUGAAGCUCGAGCCCAAGCAGUACGUCUACUACUAUCCGUCGCUGCCGCUGGCCACCGCGACCCACACCACCACCCAGUACACCGAGAGCAAACCGAUCCGGCUGGUGACGCUGAAGCAGGACGAGGGCAACUGGUGGUCGAACGUGUUUUCCUUCCUGCAGCCACCGGCCACCGAGAUGCCGACGUCCGAGGGCGAAACGACGGAAGCGCCUGCCGCGGCUGGCGGCGAAAGCGCCAAGGCACCGGAGAAGAAGCUGAUGUUCAUGGCACCGGCCGACGCGGAGAAGGGACCGGAAACGCCCGCCUCGACCGCGGCCCUGCCCCAGCCCCAGCGCUACUACAUCCUGAGCGGUACGCCCCAGUUCUACGGCAACUUUGACGCCCUGCAGAACCCGCUCAGCCCGGUGUUCAGCCUGCAGCCGCUGCAGGCCAUCCACGCCCGCGCCAACUCGGACAUCCAGGCGGAGGAUGAGCUGCAGCCCAAGUUCCAGGCCCAGAUCGUGUCGUCGCUCGCGCCGAUUGCUCCCGUGCCGGCGGCUGUGCCCGCUCAGCUGAAGAACGAUCUGCUCGAGUCGCACCAGGACAAGGAGCAAACGAUCGACCGCGCCUGGGCCCGUUCGCUGGACGAUGAGCAGCAGCAGCCGGAACAGCAGCAGGUUAUGAUGGAGGACGAGGAGGUGCCGGCCGUGGUCGUCCAGGGCCGCUCGAAGGCCGACGAGGAGGCGCCCGAAAUUCAGCCCGUCGACGAGGAGAAGGACGGCAAGCAGGAGGGCAUGCAGCGCAGCGUGAACGAUCCGGCCAUCGCCGCCGUGAAGCCGUCGGGUAUUGCACUGGCCGGCCGGGGUGGUGUGGCUGCCUCAGCCCCCACCGGGACGGCGAUCGUCGGUAAGAAUGGUCUAGCGUUGGCUUCACCGUCGGCCACUUCCGUUGCAGGUAACUUCUUCGACGAGGAGGAGGACGGCGAGAAGAAGAAGCCGCUGUAAGGAUGAAGACUGUCAACCCCCACCCUUAUGACCGCCCGAGAACCGAAGCCACGAAGAAAGCAUCAGCACGACAUCAGGAUAUAGCUGUAUACGACAAUCAAAAUUGAAGAAUUCAAGGUUUUUUUG